Molecule: messenger RNA, 1206 nt
Organism: Phanerochaete carnosa HHB-10118-sp
Lineage: Eukaryota; Fungi; Basidiomycota; Agaricomycetes; Polyporales; Phanerochaetaceae
Exons: 12
Coding region: 110-1144 (344 amino acids)
Source: RefSeq, a predicted model, not a curated record
UGAAAAGUCGUUCUCCGGGUAUUCCAAUUAGUCACGUUUCCCAGGGUGGACCGCCUGGGGAAGUAUGUAAACUACCCCUGCGAAGUUUAGGACGACGUUGCUCCCGACCAUGUCGUCUUCAGAUGCAUUGGACCCCUCCGUCAUAUCGCAAUUUGUCACCUCCGAGUAUGUACAGACUGGAGCAGCAGCACUCGUAUGCUACGAGUACAUGAUCACUAUUACGGAUGAGAUCAGCUCUGUGUGGCUGCAGAAGUUCUCGCCGGUGUCGUUACUGCUCGUGUCGACAAGAUGGGCCAUUCUCAUCGAGACAAUCUUGCAGCUGAUUCCGGCUACUGCGGAUAAGUAUGCGGCCUGCAAGCCCAUCCUCAUCUUGAUGCAGGUUUGUGUACAGCUGGGAUCGAUCCAAGUAGCCCUUUUUUCUUCCCUCCGUGUCUCUGCGAUCUGGGGUCGAAGUGUUGUGCUCUUCGUCGUUAUCCUCGCACUUGGGCUGGCGCCACUAGCCACCAAUAUUUACACCUUGUCCAAAUCGAGUUAUCCCUUCCUUCCUUCACCUUUCGCUAUCUGCUCACAGACGAUCAACAUCUCCGAUGGCGCUUAUACUGUCUGUAAGCUCACCUGUCGCUUUCUAUAUGCUCUCACUAACCCACCGGGGCACGUAGUGGUUUAUAUUACCCGCAUACCACUCAUCGCGAGUGAUAUUCUCGUCCUCAUCUUGACAUGGAUCAAGACUGCGGGUACAUUUAGAACGGCUCGACGUCUGAAUGUCUCCGCGGGCAUUGUAUCGUGCCUCCUCAGAGAUGGUACCAUUUACUUCUUCAUCCUCCUCGUCUUGAAUAUAGCACAGCUUCUAACGCGUGUUGGGAUCGUGUCCCCAAUAGCCGCCCUCGUGGACGUCAUGCCGCCACUCCUAAUCUCACGCUUUAUCCUGAACCUGCGCCACGCGGUGCACCAGAGCGACGGCAACGCCGCGGAGUCGACGUCGGGUUAUGACGCGUCUCAGUUCUCGGCACCGAACUUCCGAAUACCGCCAAGUCUGGUGGGCAACAUGGGCGAGUUCUUACAUGCUGAGGAGAGCGAGGACAUGUAUGAUGAUUUGGGGUGGCAUGCGGCGGAGGAGACGCGGUUGUCUUCUGAGCUCAUAUAGGGGGAGUAAGUCUGUCUAGUAUGAUGCAGCUGCCGACCAAACAACGCCGUGGCGGAUCUGGU